AUGCCCCCCAAACGUGCCGCCGCGGGCUCCACGGCCGCUUCUAAACGCCAGAAAACCACCCCCACCACCAGCGUGGUUGCCACGAACCAUCGCUGGGCUGCCGUCUCCGGCACGGGAAACAUCUACGCUGGCUACAUCGAGCAGAUGGCCAAGGACCCCGAGGGCAGGUAUGCAUACAAGUGCCUCUGUCGACCUCCGUUCCCGGACGGCGACUACGAGUCCGACGAGGAAGGUUCCUUAAACGAGGGUUGCUCAGACAGCGAGCACGACAACAAGACCAAUGCCAACGACAAAGAAACUGCGACCGGGGAAAACCCACCGGCCAAACCCCGCUGCGACGGCGGCAAGACCUGCCUGUGCAAGAAGCCCGUGGCAGAGCAUCCCGACCAUCCGUGGGCUUUCACUCACGCGGGCCUGAGCAAGUUCAUUGACUUGCGUCUGUGUGGGGAUCUGCGCUGCCCGGACUUUUACGAUAUGUACACGUUCAACGACCACCAUAGCUACGGCAUCAUGGAGGUCGUCGAGAACCUGAUCCUGGACUUCGACGAGGCCAAGGAGGACUGGAAGGAGCAGUGGGCGAUGUGCGAGGCUGCGGUGCUCUUUCUGUUGUGUGGUGAGGCGGAUCCUAUGAAAAUGGCGGACGACGGCGAAAGAGUGUCUCAUGUGCAUACGCUCAUCGCGCGCAUGUUCCUCACCAUUUUGGCCAAACUAGAAGCGCAAGAUGCUCUGAAACCCGAGUCGGAGGUCAAGAACCUCGGCGUCAUCAUGGCCGUCUACAUGAAGUACAUCCACAGCGAGGCGAACGAGCUCAGUGAUGUCACUGCGGCCAAGAAGUUCCAGUUCGACCAGGCCCCCCUGCAUAUCCUUGCGUAUGCGAAGAAGCAUGGAAUUAAGCUACGAGGCCCGGCCGACAUCGACGAGCUCGUGGAGGAGGUUGAGGCCGAGCAGGAGGAGAAGAUCCGCUUGCCGGCUGCUUCCGCGAAGGAUCCCUGGAACUGGGCCGACGGACUGAAGAAGUACGCGAAAGACCAUGUCGGCAAAUUGGCAGACAUGGGCGGCGACAAUCUGGAUUUGACUACAUGGAGCAGUGCCGAACGUAAGAAGAAAAGCUUCAAUAACAAGGACUGUUUCAGUAAGAAGGCGAUCGAUGGGCUCAAGGACGGAAUGAUUUUGCAGGCUUGGUCUGUGUUUCAAGUUGGUGCGAAGAAGGUGUUUAGUGUUUUGGCUGGGCCCGGUGAUCCGCUCGCUUGUGCAGUGUUCGUAUAUAAAAGGGUUGAUGUCGGACAAACCCGUAAACACUCCAUCACCACCAGCCUCUCAAACCCUUACCCCUCCAGCCCAAAUACCAUCCAGAGAGUACCACAUCCCAAGUCCAGUAUGCAUCUCCCCAACCUCCUCUCCCUAGGCCUUCUCGGCCUAGGCCUCGCCUCCACCGCAACAGCCGCACCCAAAGACAGCAGCACCAGCAACUCCAACACGCCUAGCAAAACCACCGAAUUCACACACCCCGGCGUCUUCCUCGACUCCGCACAACUCAAGCUCAUCGCUUCCCGCGUCUCAGCCAAGAAGGAUCCCCAGGCAGCCGCCUACGACGCAAUGAUGGACCACGAGUUCGCUUCCCGCACGGAGCCCUCGCCAUUCGCGACGGUCGAAUGCGGUCCGACCUCCACGCCGGACGUGGGCUGUCACGAGGAGCGCGAGGACGCGCUGACGGCGUACCUGAACGCCCUGGCGUGGGUGAUCACAGGGACGAAGAAGUACGCGGACCGCGCGAUCGAGUUCAUGAAUGCCUGGUCUGGGACUAUCGAGGGACAUAGUAAUUCGAAUGCGCCGUUGCAGGCGGCCUGGUCUGCUGCGUCGUGGGCCAGGGCUGGCGAGAUCAUCAGGUAUAGUAAGGCUGGAUGGAAGGACAGCGACGUUAAGCAGUUUGAGGGCAUGUUGAGGGAUGUGUAUUUGCCGGAGAUUAUUGAUGGGGCGCCGGGAAAGAAUGGAAAUUGGGAACUUGUCAUGAUGGAAGCGGCACUCGGUAUCUCCGUCUUCAUCAACGACCGCGAAAGCUACGACAAAGCCAUGAAGACAUUCCUGGCUCGAGUCCCAGCAUACAUCUAUCUCACCAAAGACGGCAAACUCCCGAAAACCAGUCCCGAAGACAACAAAUCCUCCUCAUCCUCGAUCAUCGACUUCUGGCAAGGCCAAUCGACCUUUCCCGAGAACGGCAUUUCCCAGGAAACAUGCCGCGACUUCGCGCACACAGGGUACGGCAUCGCGUCGAUCGCACACGUCGCCGAGACAUCCCGUAUCCAGGGCCGCGACCUCUACGAGGAAGACACGGGCGAGAGAUUGCGGUAUGCGCUGGGCUUUCACACGAAGUAUCAGCUGCAGGGAUCCUUGCCUGGGAAUAUCUGUGGAGGAGAUUUGAAGAGGGAGUUGGGUGAUGUGACUGAGGUGGCGUUCAAUGGGCUCUCGUUCCGAGGAAACCAUACCAUGACCAACACGGAUAAGUAUACUCUUGAGCGACGUCCUGCAGGGACUGAUAAGUUGUUCAUCGGAUGGGAGACUCUGACUCAUGCUGAGAAUGAUGCGUAA
Molecule: messenger RNA, 2586 nt
Organism: Aspergillus affinis
Lineage: Eukaryota; Fungi; Ascomycota; Eurotiomycetes; Eurotiales; Aspergillaceae
Exons: 7
Coding region: 1-2586 (861 amino acids)
Cellular component (GO): periplasmic space
Molecular function (GO): lyase activity
Source: RefSeq, a predicted model, not a curated record